This is a messenger RNA of Papilio machaon (common yellow swallowtail), 1265 nucleotides long. RefSeq names its product 28S ribosomal protein S22, mitochondrial (gene mRpS22). Lineage: Eukaryota; Metazoa; Arthropoda; Insecta; Lepidoptera; Papilionidae. The transcript is spliced from 7 exons. The record is from RefSeq and is a predicted model, not a curated record. Bases 103 to 1227 code for a protein of 374 amino acids. Gene Ontology annotation, molecular function: structural constituent of ribosome. Gene Ontology annotation, cellular component: mitochondrial small ribosomal subunit.
AUUAUAUAAAACUAAAAUUAAAAUCUUAUUCCUAAUUUCAACUCUUUCAGAGCAAUGCAAACAUAAAAUACUGCUUUUACUGAUUGUUAAAUUCAUGUCAAUAUGGCACUACAUAAAUUCAUACAGAAAAACGUAAUUCUACAAUACAACCAUUUUCAGCUUCUUGCUAUUUCAAGUCGAAAAUUAAGUAUUAUUCCUACGGUGUACGAUGGGGAACAAGAUCCAGGUCCGAAAUUUUUUUCGUCAGGCGUCCAAGCGCUUUUGAAACGAUUGACUAGACCAGAUUUCUCAAAAGUAUUUCGCAAAAGAACAAAUAGCAACCGACCUGUUCUUAAGACUCCAGAAUAUAAAUUUUUAACAAAUGAGGAACUCCAAAGUGAAUUUUCAAAAGCCAAUAAGACAGCUGCUCGAUUGCUACAGAUGCCACCGGUUGUCAAGGUACAUCAGCCAAUCAAUGAAGUUCUAUCUAAGGACCCAGCUCUUGUUGGAUAUGACAAUACAAAGUAUUUGUUUACAGACAUCACCUUUGGUGUACCAAAUGAACACAGACUUAUUGUGGAAAGGGACCCUGAUGGUACACUACAAAUGAGUGAUCAUGAUACACGAAAAAGACUUAAUCAGAUAUACUUUCCAAUUCAGGGUCGCAAAGUAAGAGAACCAAUGAUGUUUGCUGAUGAAGAAAAAUUAAAUAGUCUACUGGAGGCAGAGAAAUAUGAAUACAUACUCGAUCGUGCUUGCAUACAGUACGAGCCGGACGAACCGUCGUAUCAGAAAGUGACAAGCAUUACAUAUCAGCAUGUUGAUAUGAAAACCAAUUAUAAAUUGUUAAGAUCGACAAGGCAUUUCGGUCCCCUGGCCUUCUAUUUAACUUGGCAUCAAUCAAUGGACAACUUGAUGUUGGAAUUAUUGCAAAUGGGUGUUAUAAGAGAAGCUGUGCUUUUAAUGGGUCUGAGGCAAGCCAUUCAUGAAGAUAUUACAUUUGCCAGUGAUCUCAAUGCACUGGUACAACAAGUUCUCCCUAUGCCAGUGCAAGCAGCGAAACCUGACAGUUUAUCGGAAGAAGACAUCCAACUUGACAACAAGUGCAUUGAUUGUGUUGUCAAAUAUAUCGCGAAAAACUCGGCUAUGAAGAGCCAACAAGAACUCGCUUUACAAGGCUUCAAAGAAGAUUAUCAGCAAAUGGUGGAGCUCAGUCGCGGCUUGAGGAAGGCUCACGGUGAAGCCUAAAGUUAUUAAAUGUUUAGCUAAGUAUAAAUUAAAGUUUA